AUAUACCCAUUGCCAUGGCAACGAUAAAUCAAGACAUGAACCAGGAGAAAGACAACACAAAAGCAAGGCUUCUGAAACAUGAGGAGCAGGGGGACGACACACCGUCAGAGACUCCAGCAGCUAGAGCAGCAGAAAAAGAAACCUUAAAAUAUAAAACAUUUGGAACGUCUUCUGUAGCCUUGACAUCGGGACAACCAGAAGAAACUUACCAAGAUUACUAUCCAGAUUACCUUCAAGAAAGUAGAAUUCUGCAAGAUCUUUCAAAAUCAGUUCCUCAUAAGAAGAAAGAGAAAUCAAAGGAAAAAAAGGAUCAAACUAGCGCUUGUCCAAAAGUUAAGAAAAGGCUUGUGUCCUAUGAUAGGACAGAACCAGAGGAUGCUGACGUGACAAGGCACAUUAUGAGGCUAAGAGACAAGUUGGGCUGGCAGACGACAUUACUGCAGCGCUGUGUGGAGCACAGAAGUCCCAGACUCGCAGCUCCGAAGGUGGUUCUAAAGGAACCUUUAAAAGAUGAUGGAGAAUUUGUAUAUUGCCUUUCUCGGAAAAAUCGAAAAGGUCUAUACAAUCCGUAUGACCUCCAGGUGGUCUCUGCCCACAGAGCCAGACACAGCAAAGAGUUCUGGGUAGUUACAGCAUCAUCUGUCUCCAAGGUUACUACAGUGGGUGGUGGAGACGAAGGAGAAUCUUUACCGACUUCGGAGUGGCUUUUAGAAAGGACGUGUUACCAUUUGUUACAGCAAUUCCGGGUAUUUUCCAAUUUUCGAAUUAAUAAAGCAUUUGUUACUUGGAAAUUGAAUGUUAGAAGAAUUAAGACUGAGAAGAGCAGGUCCUUCUUGUACCAUCAUCUUUUUUGGGCUGAUGAGUUAUUUCAAGGCUGUCUGCUUUAUAUAAAGGGACUUUGUGAAGAUGCACUUGACUACAAAAAGGGUAAAAAACAUGAAGAUAAUCCAUCUGCCAUCUGCCUUAUAAAGCUGGAUAGUUCUCGAACAUAUUCUCUAGACGGGUUUUGUGAAGAACAGUCCCAGCAGGCUACCCGGGCAGUGAGGCAGCUCAAGGAUAUCAGAGAGAAGGCUAUUUGCAAAAUGAAAAGUACAUUUUUAAAGGUGGCAGAAAAUAAAGAAAUUAAAGAAUAUUUUGAGUCAAACCUCUCUGAAGAUGACACAACACACUUCAAGCUGCCUGAAUAUCGACGUUUAUUAGAAACAAUUUUGAGGUUUCUGAAGCUGGUUGACUAUGUAUUUCAGGAACUCGUCCGUCAGCUGAUGAACACAGCAGUCACACUACUUUUGGAAUUAUUUAAUAAUUCUGCUAGAAUGCCAUUUACAAGGGAAAAAAAGAAUGAAAAUCUCAUCAAAACAUACAGGAAUAUAUUUGCUUUCACCAGAAAAAUAGCAGAUGAUGGUGAAGAAUUUGUUGGUAAUUCAAACUUACAUGCCACUUCUGUUUUGAAGUCAGAAGUGAAAAUGGAAGCAGAUAUUAAUGAGAUUUUGAGUUAUAUCAAAGCCGAGAAGGAUUUGAAAAAAGUAUAUGCACCAAUAUUUGAAGUGACUCUACACUUGAGCACUCCAGGAGAGAGUGACUCUUCAGAAACGUCCACAGAGAACUCUCCUGAGUCUGACAAGAGCUCUGAAGUACCUGGGGUGUGUGAAGACGAGGCGUCCGAAACUGAAGUCAGCUGUGUUGUAAAACCGUCGAGUGAAGAAAUACGAGUAAGAAAGAAUCCAGAAAAGGUUUGUUACAACCUUGAAGAAAUUCUUUCAGACCUAGAAAUCACGACGGAGUUCGAGAAUAAAUACACGUAUGAUGAAUUUUCAGAAUUUGCUACAUAUUUCUUCAUAACUCCCAACAGAUUAGAUUUUUCAAUAAAAAUUCAAAAAAUGGUGACUGACCUUGAGAAAUGUAUAACCGAGAUUAUUCCUCUUUGCCAAGAUCCUCGCCUGUCUGUCUUUACUGAAUCGGUCCUAAUUGUGAAUUUACCUAAUAAGACUGAAAGUGGAAUUGCCUCUAAGAAGACAACCAGGUGGCCAGGUUGUCAGAUCCUUUUUGAAAUGGAUCCUACCUACCAAGACCAAAUUGCCAGUCUUCUGACCGUUAUUGGUAACUCCAUGGGCCUGGUUAAUGCUUACAGCUGCCAGUUUAUAAAAUACUGCACCAUGGUACAGAGGGCCAGAGUCAUGGGCGUGACGAUGUCAUCUGUGAAGGAAUUAACUUCAGCACAGUUUAAAGCUAUACUAGCUAAAUUCAGAAACUACCUGAAACACAUUGUUAAUAUGGUCAUUGAGAAACGCAUUGGUAUUUUCAGAGUUACAAGUCUUGAUUACCAGUCAGAAUGCCUACCGUAUGUUGAGAAUAUCAUACAUCUGAGCCACGACCUCCUGCUAUCUGUAAUUGAAAACAAGAGCACAAAUCUAUUAGAAGUUGUAGAGACCUCACUGAGGAAGAUGGAGUGUGAUCCCACUGAAAUUGAAGAAUUUGUGGAGCAUUUUACGUUUUUGGAGUGGCUCUCCUCGAAGUUGUCUGUGUUGGAGGAAGAAUACUCCACGAUUGCGCAGCUGCAUUCCGUCGUAAAUUAUUACCAGGUCCACAUUUCAGGGGAGCAAACGGCCAUAUACCAAAUUCUUCUCAUGAAGUUUGGUCAACUGAAAACUUCCAUGAAGUUACGGGAGAUGAAUAAAGAUGUCGCUAUUGCUAAAUUCAGAGACAGUCUGGAAGCGCACAUCACUGGGCUGCGAGUUGAUGUCAGUAACUUGAAGGCCAAGAUCAGAACUCCCAUUCUGCUGUGUGCCAGGACGUUCACGGCCACCGCUCUGGACAUGAUGAGCACACUCGUGGAGGAGGCGGCGGGACUGGCACACAAAGCGAGCACCUACGCCAGCUUCCAGCACGGCUUUGACAAUACUGAGUCCCACACGCACUCCCUGAACCUGGAGGGUAUCACGCAGAUCGUGCGGGCGGAGAUCGCGGACAUCGAGUGCGACCUGACCUUGCGGAAGAUGCUGUGGGACACGCAGAAGGAGUGGGGUGCGCUCUUCACGAAGUGGAGAAAUAGACCUCUCCAGAGGGUCAAUGUAGAAUCCACUCAGAGAUACGUUUCAAAAUGGAUGCAUAUAAUCUCCAUGCUAGAGAAAGGUUUACCUAAAAACGACGUGGUGACCCAUCUUAAGCAAUCAGUGACAGAACUUAAACAAGUGCUGCCUACCAUCGUAGCUCUGAGAAACCCCUAUCUCAAGCCAAGGCACUGGGAGGCUGUCCAGGAGAUUAUUGGAAAGUCGGUGUCUCUUGAUAAGAACUGUACGGUAAAGAAUCUUCUAGCACUCAAGAUGUUUCAGUAUGAAAACGAAAUAAACGAAAUCUCAGCCUCCGCCACUAAGGAGGCUGCUCUUGAGAAAAUGCUGUUUAAGAUUAUUGAUCUGUGGAACACGACCCCACUGCACUUGGUCAUCCAUCAGUCCGAGAUGUACUCUGUCCUGAUCCUUUCGUCCACAGACAACAUACUUGCUCAGCUAGAAGAGUCUCAGAUCACACUGGCAACAGUUAAAGGGUCUUCCUCUCUCGGGCCCUUUAAGGAUCUUGUGGAAAAGUGGGAUCAGAAAUUGACUCUCUUCUCGUAUACUCUUGAGGAAUGGAUGAAUUGUCAAAGAAAUUGGCUUUAUCUGGAACCAAUCUUUCAUUCUGUAGAAAUACAAAGGCAGCUCCCUGCAGAAGCAAAACUCUUCUCUCAAGUGAUCUCCAUGUGGGGAGAAAUCAUGUCAAAACUACAGAACAAGCUGGAGGCUGUGCGGAUAACCACCUCCACAGGGGCCCUUGAAACUCUGCAGGACUGCAAUCGGCAUCUGGAAUAUAUAAUGAAGAGUCUUGAGGACUACCUUGAAAUUAAAAGAAUGCUUUUCCCCAGAUUUUACUUUCUCAGCAACACUGAACUUCUCAACAUCAUAGCGAACAGCAGAAACCCGGAGUCUGUUCAGCCUCAUCUUGUGAAAUGUUUUGAAAAUAUAAAGCAGUUACUGCUGUGGACACCAGAAAUCGGCCCCCCCGCUGUCAUAAUGCUCGUAUCCGCUGAAGGAGAGUGUCUUCUGCUGCCCAGGAAAAUUCGAGUGAGGAGUGCCGUGGAGCAGUGGCUGGUAAAUGUUGAGAAGAGCAUGUUUGAUGUGCUGAAAAAAUUUGUAAGUCAAGGGGUUGAAGACUGGAGCUCCCAGCCUUUUUCCGUGUGGGUGGUGUCUCAUCCGGGACAAGUGGUCCUCACCGUGAGCCAGAUCAUGUUCUCUAGCGAUUGCGUCAGAAGUUUUGCGAGUUCCCGUUCGCGAGAAGCGCUGGAGAAAGUCCGUGCCGGUCUGAUGAGUCACCUGGAGGACAUUUCGGAGCUGGUGGCGCUGGAUACGGGGAGUGCGCGCACAAAAGCCGUCCUGGGGGCGCUGCUCACGCUGUACGUCCACUGCAGGGACACAGUGAGGGACCUGCUGCUGAAAGGAGUCUUCAGCGCCGACGACUUUGAGUGGACCAGGCAUUUGCAGUAUCAGUGGAACGAAAAACAAAAGUUGUGCUGCGUGUCUCAAGGCGAUGCCAGCUUCACGUACGGCUAUGAGUACUUGGGCUGUGCCCCCAGGCUGGUCCUCACACCCCUCACCAGCAGGUGUUGGCUCACGCUCACGGCGGCUCUGCUCCUGAAUCUCGGAGGCUGCCCUGCUGGGCCCACCGGCACGGGCAAAACCGCGAGUGUCAAAGAUCUAGCAAAAGCCUUAGGCAAACAUUGUGUGGUGUUCAACUGUUUUGAGGAUUUGGAUUAUAAGAUCAUGGGGAAACUCUUCCUCGGACUGGUUCAGUCGGGAGCAUGGUGCUGUUUGGACGAGUUCAGUAGGAUUGAUGUGCGAGUCCUCUCUGUGAUUGCGUCGCAGAUCCUAACAAUUAAGGCCGCAAAAGACAGCUAUUUGGUCAGGCUUGUACUGGAAGGAAAAGAAAUUCGUAUCAAUAUGUCUUGUGCAAUAUUUGUCACCAUGAAUCCUGAGUACAAAGGGCAAGCAGAACUCCCAGAUAACUUAAAAUCUCUGUUUCGCCCAGUGGCAAUGAUGGCUCCACAUUAUCAAAUGAUUGCUGAAGUAAUGCUGUUUUCAGUCGGCUUCAAAUCUGCAAAAUCCCUCUCUGGAAAGCUGAUUAAUGUUUACGAAUUAGCUAGGAAACAGCUCUCACAACAGGUUUAUUAUGAUUUUGGCUUGAAGUCUCUGAAGACCAUUUUAAUACUGGCUGGAAAGAAGAAAUGGGAGUUAAAAUGUAACGCUAAUGGCAAUCUUUCUGAAACGGAUGAAAGUCUGAUCCUUAUUGAAGCUAUUAGAGAAGCUCGUUUACCAAAAUUUCUCCCGCAAGAUGUCCCACUUUUUGAAAAGAUUAUAGCAGACAUUUUUCCUGGAGCAACAGUUUUGACUGUAAAUCAGGCUGCCUUGGAGAAAGUAAUAUCUACCGCAGCACAACAGUUGGGCUUAUACCAGUGGCCAGCUCAGAACAAAAAUGUCAUACAGUUUUAUAAUCAACUUCAGAUUUGUGUUGGUGUGAUGUUAGUAGGCCCAACAGGUGGGGGAAAGACAACAGUCAGAAGAAUUUUAGAAAGAGCAUUAACACUACUACCAGUUGAAGACGUCCUGUUAACUGAAGAAAGGGAGUCUAUUUCACAGAUUCCAGGAAGAAAAGGAAAAGUAGAUAUUUGUGUUUUAAAUCCAAAGUGUAUCACUGUUAGUGAACUAUAUGGACAGCUGGACCCUAACACCAUGGCAUGGACAGAUGGAUUAUUGUCAACAGCAGUUCGAAAUUAUGCAUAUGCUAAUACUGCAAGGAACUCCAAUAAGGACAGUGGUCUUGGACUGAAGUCAAGAAUCUCAGAUGCAGCGAAUGUUUUCCAACUUGAUUCCUCUGAUAUAGCAGAUAUGGAUGAUAAUAUUUUGAAGAAGAUGAAGAAAGAUGAUAAAAUCCCAGAAAGUCAGAACUAUGAUUGGCAGUGGAUUGUUUUGGAUGGCCCAGUGGAUACGUUUUGGGUAGAAAAUCUAAACACCAUGCUGGAUGAUACUAGAAUGUUGUGUCUGGCAAACAGUGAGCGAAUAGCCUUAACUGACAAAAUACGAGUGGUCUUUGAGACAGACAGUCUCUCUCAGGCCAGUCCUGCAACUGUCAGCCGGUGUGGAAUGGUCUACAUGGAUCCUGUGGAUCUGGGAUGGGAGCCCUAUAUUAAAUCAUGGCUUCUGAAAACUUCUAAACUAAUAAGUCAAACAGGAGUGAGCUAUCUUGAAUUCUUGAUUAAAAAUAGCAUCACAGAUGGACUACAGUUUAUAAAGAAGCAUCAGAAAUGUCAGCCGUUUCCCGUACAGGACAUAGCAAUUGUUACAACUCUUUGUAGAAUUCUUGAUGCAUUCUUUGAAUUCAUGAGUGAAAAUGGAGGCUUUGGAAAACGUGAUGAUCUGAAGGACAUUCCAACAAGGGAGAAAAAUUCUCCACAUUCAAAGGUUUCUGCCAAAUUCAAGAACACAGAAGAAAGAGCUGAAAAUACAUGGUAUCUGGAAAGGAAUCCUGAUAAAUUGAAAGUCAUAAUUCAGAAGCUCUUUGUGUUUGCAUUUACUUGGGCGUUUGGAGGAGUCUUACAACAGGACCAUUACCAUGAAGAUGACAUGGUGCCGUAUUCGAGCUGUGAGCCUGGCUCACCUGCCAGGGUCACCUAUGGCUUUGACAACCUCGUCCAUGAGCUGUUUGAAAAUAACCCACGAAUAGGCAUCAACCUUCCAACUGGCAACCGUUCUGUCUUUGGGUAUUUUGUGGAUUUACAGCAAUGCGAAUUCAUACCAUGGUCAGAAUUACUGCCUAGUAUUCAGGCACUCAAUCAAAAAGGAACUUCAGUGCUCGCUGACCCACAGGUGUCCAGUGAGAACCUCCUGAAGGUCACAGAGUAUGGCGAGAACAUCACCCAUAUUGCCACCAGCAACACAGUGUCCUUUACUUUCCUCAUAAGCCUUCUUUUAAGGAAUUUCUGCCCUGUACUUCUCACAGGAGACUCUGGUGUUGGGAAAACCACUACCAUUAAUCAAAUGCUUGAAAAGUUGGAGGGCCCUGGAGCGUUUGAUGUGAAAUAUGGGUCAAUUUUAGGAGAAGUCCUGUUGUAUAACGAAAUUAAAAAAUCAAGCCUGAAGCAGAAUAUCAGCAUCUUGCUCUCUGAAGCUCAAAAGGCAGCAUCUGGAAGUCUAGAUGGGAAGACUAUUAAAAAGCCAGAAGUCAAAGCUGAUGAAAGUUCAUCGAAAAAUAAUAAUAAAGGAAUUAUCACCUCAACAAUAAAUUUCAGCAUCAAUAUGAGCGCCGCCAAAGCUAAGGAGAUGAUCCUUAAGAAGUUAGUCAGAAGGACGAAAGACAGUCUUGGGGCACCAAAGAGCAACCGGAUUGUAAUUUUCAUUGAUGACCUGAACAUGCCCGAAUCAGACAUGUACGGGGUCCAGCCCCCCCUGGAGUUCAUCAGACAGCUGCUGGAUUUGGGAGGACUUUACGACACCAAGACGCUCACAUGGAAGAGCAUUCAAGAUCUUUCUCUGGUCGCGGCUUGUGGCCCUCCGGCAGCGAGGAGGCACAUCAGCCCACGUCUCCUCAAACACUUUUCCAUCCUGGUGCUGCCGCAGCCUCCACAGAGCGCCUUAUGUACCAUUUUCCAGGCCCAUUUGGGAAUGUAUUUCUCCAUCAACAACUUCCCCAUCCACAUCCAGAGAUAUCAGGAUCAAAUGACAUCCUGCUCACUGGCCCUGUAUCACCACGUAUGCCGGAACAUGCUGCCGACUCCCGCCAAGUGCCACUACAUGUUUAACCUUCGAGACGUGUUUAAGCUUCUCCUAGGCUUACUGCAGGCUGAGAAGGCCAUCAUCAACUCUAAAGAGAUGGUGGCCCUGUUCCUUGCUCACGAGGCCACUCGAGUGUUCCAUGAUCGCUUGAUCGAUGAUCCUGAGAAGGGGCUUUUCUAUCAGAUUCUUUCAAAGGAACUUGAGAAUUAUUUUCAGGUUAAUUGGACCAAAGAGAAACUGAUGAACGACUCAACUGUAUUUGUGGAUUUCUUGGAUAUAAACAAGCCUCACAGGAAGAAGAUGUAUCAGAGCACCAAUGACUAUAACAAACUCACCAGUGUGCUGAGUGAGUUCCAGAUGAGGUUAAGUUCAACAUCUUCGGAGACUUUUCAUCCCCUGGUGUUCUUCAAGGAAGCCAUCCAACACAUUGCAAGAGCGGCCAGGAUCCUCCGGCAGCCGGGGAGUCACAUGUUACUGAUUGGAGUAGACGGAUGUGGGAAGGAGACAUGUGCAUCCCUGGCGUGUCACCUGACGGAGUGCACACUGUGCCUGGUGCCUCCGCCUCGCACUCACACCCACACGGAGUUCAAGGAAGCCCUCAAAAGGGCGUUUCUUCAAGCAGGAUUAGAAGGGAGCCCCACCGCUUUGAUGGUGGCUAACGUAAACCUAAAGCAGGAGUCAUUUCUGGAAGAUUUGAACAGCGUUCUGAACUCACAGAAAAUCCUGGACUGGUUUGAGGAUGAGGAGCUGGGCUCCAUCGCGCUGAAGGUCCGCUCCAUCACUGAGAAGUCUGGGCCCGUUGACGAGAGGCAGUCUUUACUUGCCCUCUUCUGGAAGAGAAUACAUAAAAAUCUUCAUGUCUUCAUGACUGUGAGUCCCUCAGGACCUGACUUCCGUCAGCAUUGCCAAAAGCACCCUUCCAUGGUCACCGCAUGCACGGUGGACUGGUACGAGAGGUGGCCAGAGGAAGCGCUCCUCACUGUGGCCGAUUCUGUCUUAAGAGAGAAGGUGGAUUUGGAGAGCAGGGAGGACUUAAAGGAAAAACUCGCCCCAGCAUGUGUCCAAAUCCACAAAAGCAUAAAAGACUUGAGCACAACAUACUUUCAGAGAACCGGACGGCAUUAUUACGUCACUCCCAACAGCUACUUGAGAUUCAUGGAUACAUUUGCUCACAUACUGAGGUCGCGCCAGAGGGAAAUGCAAACAAAGAGGAGGCGUUUGCACAUGGGCCUCACCAAGAUCCUGGAAGCCACCUCCCUAGUUAGAGAAAUGCAGGAGGAGCUCCUGACCCUCGGCCCUCAGAUAGAGCAAAACUCAAAGGAUAAGGAAGCCCUAAUGAAAAGACUGCAGAAAGAUUCACAAGUAGUCGAGAAAGUUAAGAUGCUCAUUAAGCAAGAGGAGGAAAUUAUGGCCGAACACGUAAGAAUUGUGGAAGAGGAUGCUCAGAAAACCGCCAGAAAGAUAAGGACCGUGCUGCCCAAUCUGGACAAGGCCACCAUGGCCCUGAGUGCUUUGGAUAAAGCUGACGUGGCUGAGCUAAGGGUGUAUACGCGGCCUCCCUCCCUCGUGCUGAUGGUCAUGAACGCCGUGUGCAUCCUUCUGCAGAAGAGACCCACCUGGGCCUCAGCAAAGCUGCUGCUUUCGGAAACCGAGUUCCUGAAAAAACUGGUUAACCUGGACAAGGACAGCAUCCCCGACAAGGUUUUCACGAAGCUGAGAAAAAUUGCACUCUCCCCUGAUUUCAACCCAAACAAGGUCGCUCUCGUUUCUUUGGCCUGUUGCUCUCUAUGCCAGUGGAUCAUAGCACUGAGCAACUACCAUGAAGUGCAGAAGCUGGUGGGCCCAAGGCUGAUCCAAGUGGCCGAAGCUCAGAACGUCCUAAAAAUCGCACGGCAGAGGCUGGCCGAGAAACAAAGAGGUUUGCAGCUGGUCGAGGAACACGUGCUGGUUUUGCAGGGAGCCUACAAAGACCUCGUUGCUCAAAAACAACUACUGGCAAACAGGAGGACACUGGCCACCAAGCGCCUGCACUGUGCAUCUGUCUUACUCGCCACCCUGGAAGACGAAAAGACUCAAUGGCAAGAAACAGUCAAUCAAAUAGACAAGAAGUUGGAAGGAAUUUGGGGUGACAUUCUUCUUUCAGCUGCAUGCAUUGUCUACAGUGGAGCAUUAACAGCAGAAUUUCGCCAGUUGAUUGUCAACAAAUGGGAGACUCUCUGCACUGAAAACAACAUUCCUUUGUCUCCCAACUUCUCUCUAAUUGAAAUCAUGGCACAAAAACAUGAGAUCCGCCGGUGGCAUUCCCAGGGGCUCCCGCUCAGUCAGUAUGCAACAGAGAAUGCCAUCUUGACCACAAGCGGCCUGCAGUGGCCACUGCUCAUAGAUCCGCAGAAGCAGGCGCACAACUGGAUCCGGCAGAUGGAAGGGUCCAGGCUGCAGGAGCUCUCCAUUGAGGACGGCAGCUACCUCCAAACUCUAGAGAAUGCUGUGAAGACAGGAGGGAGUGUCCUCUUGCAGAAUCUCCCUGAACCAUUAGCUCCAAGUUUAAAGGCGAUUUUGAAAGUGGGUGUCCCUCCGAAAAGAGGACCGUGUUUCAUAAGGAUUGAGGACUCUGAGAUUGAAUACAGUUCCCAAUUUAGGCUGUUCAUUUCUACAGACGUAGAAAACCCCCACUUUCCUCCAUCGGUUUGUAACUUUGUGACUCUGGUCAGCUUCGCUGUGACACUCCCAGGUUUGCAGGAUCAGCUCCUAUCUACGGUGUUAUCACACGAAGUUCCUCACUUAGAGAACCGACAUCUCCAGGUACUGGAGAGCAUAUCCCUCGACGCUGUGGCUCUUGAAGAGCUGGAAGAAACAACGCUAAAUAUACUGCAGACCAUACAAGUGUAUAUAUUAGAUGAUGAGGAAAUUGUAGACGUCUUAAGAAAAUCCAAAAUGACUUCAAGCAAGAUUUCAGAGCACAUCAAAGAGACAGAAAAAGCAGAAAGUGAAAUCCGAGCGCUGCGGGAACGGUACAUGCCCAUUGCGACCCGGGGCGCCCUGCUCUACUUCCUGGUGGCCGGGCUCACCCGCCUCAGCCCCAUGUACCAGUUCUCCCUGGACUGGUUUCGCCAAGCAUUUGCCCAAUCAGUAGCUCCCCAAAGCAAAGAGCAACAACAGAGUCUGAAAAGGGAGAACACGCCUCAGGAAACCAUUUGUGACAGCAUAGCCGGCUCCCAAGAACCGAAGUUAGGAAACGACAAACAUCUCUUAGAGAGGCGUCUUCAACAGGCGAUAGAUGUGCUGACGAGAAAUGUUUUUAAGGUGGUGUCCUUGGCUCUGUUUCACCAGCACAAGCUGUGUUUCUCCUUCCGGCUUUGCACGGCGAUCAUGCAAAAUAAUGCUGGGGGCAGUCUCGUGCGCGAUGACCUUGGGUCCCUACCAGACGAAGAAUGGGACAUCUUCUUACAUUCUGACGUGCUGAAGAAUGCUAAAGGUGUGAUGUCCCGGCCUAGACUUGAUAACGCGUAUGAAACCGGCAGACAGCGGCACCUCUGGUGGCUGUCGGGGUCCGCGUGGGAGCAGUGUGUGCACGUCAGCCACAGGCUCCAGCCGUUCGCGCUGCUCUGUGAGUCCCUCCUGUCGAACGUGCCCCAGUGGAGCGCUUUCAGAACCAGUCAGGCUGCCUACUGCCUGAUGAGCAUGCCCUUCUCUCCAGAAAAGGCUCCACCGAAGGAAGCUGAACUUCUGAAUGAAGAUGAAGAAAUACAUCAUCCUGUGAAUUUCCCCUGGGAGAAACUCACUCCAUUUCAAAGGCUCAUUUUGAUAAAAAUUCUUCAGCCAGAGCAUUUAAAGAAUUCAGUGAGAAGGUUUGUAACUGAAAAAAUGGGAAAUGAAUAUAGUCUCCAAACUGGAAUUAAUUUGCGAGAGUCAUAUGAGGGAUCCAACGCCAGGACUCCGCUGCUCCUUAUCCACUCCCAUGGGACUGACCUCACCAACACGCUCCUGACGUUUGCGCAAGAGUUGAAAGGAAGAACGCAGCCCGUGACGGUGAUCUCGCUGGGCCACGGCCAGGCCACGAAGGCCCAGGAGGCCAUCCUGGCGGCACUGAGCAGCCCCGCGCACUGGGUGUUCCUCCAGAACUGCCAUCUCGCGGCAUCGUUCAUGCCCCAGCUCUGCUCCAUCAUAGAAUCAUUUCACAGCCCAGAUGUGACCGUAGACCAUGAGUUUAGGCUGUGGCUAAGCUCAAAGUCCGGAGGGUCUUUCUUGAUUCCUGUUCUUCAGAGGAGCUUAAAGAUUGCAGUGGAAAAUCCCCACGGACUGAAAAGUCAUUUACUUCAGACGCUCGGAUACAGCGGAAGUGGAGAGAUAACAGAAGAGACCUUUGAGAAGCCAGACUGUGGACCAUGGUGGAAAAAGCUUCUAUUCAGCUUAUGUUUUUUCAAUGCUCUAAUCAAUGAAAGAAAGAAUUACGGAAUCCUGGGCUGGAAUAGUGCUUACGAAUUUACCUCUUCAGACUUGGAGGCUGCUGUGAAGGUGCUGGAGAGCACCCUGCGCGCCCAGAGCAGCAUCUCGUGGCAGAAACUGCGCUACCUGGUUGGGGAAGUGACUUAUGGCGGCCGGGUGACGGACACCUGGGACAGGCGGUGUCUAAAUGCCCUUCUCUACAAAUUCUGUAACCCGGAAGUGCUGAAAGACGACUUCAGUUUCUCCAGCGAUGAGGUACAUUGGCCAGUGCCCAAACCCAUGAGCCUGAGGGACUACAUCCGCGUCGUCCAGGCCUUACCUGACGACGACACGCCUGGGCUCCUGGGGCUGCACCCCGCGGCCAUACGGGGCAGCAGGGAGGCCCAGGGCCAGCACUUCAUGGACAGUCUCCUCGCCCUGCAACCCGGGGCUGCCGCCCAUCUCGUGACCAGUCAAGAGCAGAAUAAUGACGAACUGGUGAUGGAAAUCCUGGCCGACCUCCUAAAGCGGCUGCCGGUGUCCGUGGAGAAGGAAGAAUGUGUGGACACUCCCAGAACUUUGAAGUGCAUCAUGUCCAGCCCCAUUUGGGAGUCUCUUUAUAAGAGCAUCCAAGGCUAUGACCCCCUUAUCCAUUGUGUCCUGCUAACCUUUCUGAGCCAGGAAAUUGAACGAUUUGAUAAGUUCUUACUUGUUGUGCACGAAUCUCUGAAAGGCCUUCAACUUGCGUUAAAAGGAAAAAUCCUCCUCACCCAAGAACUGGAGGAAAUAUAUGAGUCUGUCCUGAACACGAGAGUGCCCAUGCUGUGGCAGAAACACGCCUACAAGUCCUGUAAGCCCCUGAGUUCCUGGGUUAAUGAUCUCAUCCAGCGAGUGAAUUUCUUCAACACGUGGGCCAAAAUUGCUUACUCUGCAAUACAUCAUCGGUACGUGAGGCUUGUCACCACCUGGAAGCAGCCUGUCCCGCCAUCCACCCAGCUCCCCAGACGCUCCGACGAUAAAGCCAGUGAUUUCUUUGAAGGAUUUCCUGAGCGAUACUGGCUCCCAGCUUUCUUCUUUCCGCAAGCCUUUCUUACCACUGUGCUUCAAGACUACGGACGGUCCCAAGGAAUCCCUCUCGACGCCCUCACAUUUACCCACCGAGUGGUCUCGGACACCACGGACAUCAAGGACGAGUUCUCCACAGUCCACAGGACCCUCAACGCCGUCAGGAGAGCCUUUAAGGGAACGGACCACACUCACAUCGGAGUUCAUGUUUUUGGUUUAUUCAUCGAGGGGGCAAGGUGGAAUCAGGAACAAAACAUACUAGAUGACUCGCUGCCUCAUGAGCUCUGUCACCAUUUUCCUGACAUCUACUUCCUGCCAACAAAGCUUUCCACCGAACAAGCAAGGACUUCGGACCAGACCGACGCACAGCGCUGCACGUUUGAGUGCCCAGUGUAUCAGACACCUGAGAGGUCAAGAAUUUUAACCACCGGCCUGCCUGCAGACUUCCUGACCUCCGUGCACUUACCUACGAAGAGACCCCCAAGUCACUGGGUCACCAGGCGGGUUGCCUUGCUGUGCGAGAAAAAGGAGAAAUAAACCUGUGCACCAACCAC
This is a messenger RNA of Suricata suricatta (meerkat), 13840 nucleotides long. RefSeq names its product dynein axonemal heavy chain 14 (gene DNAH14). Gene Ontology annotation, cellular component: dynein complex. Gene Ontology annotation, molecular function: ATP binding; ATP hydrolysis activity; dynein light intermediate chain binding. Gene Ontology annotation, biological process: microtubule-based movement. Lineage: Eukaryota; Metazoa; Chordata; Mammalia; Carnivora; Herpestidae. The transcript is spliced from 85 exons. The coding region runs from base 15 to 13823 and encodes 4602 amino acids. The record is from RefSeq and is a predicted model, not a curated record.